AUGCAGUCCACUGCUUACAAGAACGACCUGACUCAGGUCAACGAUCUGGUGACAAAGUUACAGUUGCCAAUUCACUUCUUCGACUCCCAGGAGCCAGGAUUUGCCGGGCAGAGGAUUUUUGUUGUCACCCUCAAAGUGGGAACUCUCUGCUCUGUGGGGAAAGGCCACACCAAGAAAGAGGCCAAAGCCAGAGCAGCGUCCACCCUCCUGGGGCCUUUAAAACAAAUGUACCUGCCGCCUCUGCAGAGCGACCACCAGGCUAAGGCAAAGAAGAGAAACACUCAGCAGCAAGUGAAGGACGUCAAAGAGGACAUAAAACCCUGUGGCUACCUGUCUGAGGUGGUGCAGGCCCAUGGGAUGAAGUACCCAGAGUACACCCUGCUGGAGGCCACUCGCGUCCCCUGGGGUUGGCUCUUCACUAUGAGAGUCUCAGUGGACAAAGAAGAGGAAGAGAGGUCCCAGAUAGAUUUCAUUAUCGAGGCCUCUCCUGAACCUCAAAGCCCCCAGCACCACCCUUGGCUGGACAUGGCCCCAACAAAGCCUGAGGUGGACAAAGAUGAUACACUGGUAUCAUCUCCUGUUGAGGAUAGUCAGGACAUCUGCACAUCUCCUGAUGGAAUUAUUGAAGAAGAGUGGGAGGAUUAUCUCGACUCAGACACGGACAGUGUACUCGAGGACAUAAACAAUGAGACUGGAUCAGAUUUAUGUGAGAACCCAGAGACCAGACCAGAGGCAGAAAUCUGCGAAGAUACUGUUGUCUCAGAGAUUUCCAGUCAGCCAGAAGAGCUUCAAGAAGAACACGUUAUUGAGGCCGAUCUGGAACCUGAGAGCCCCCAGUACCACUCUUUGGUGGACACUACCUCAACAAAGCCUGAGGUGGACAAAGACGAGGGCGAGACUGGAGCAGAAGUUGCAUCUGCGAGUCCAGAAACCAGCCUCAUGGAGUCAAGGGAGACAGAUGAGACGAAGCCUGAGGUGGACAAAGAGGAGAAAGCGUUGUCCCAUCUGACAUCAGAGAUGAAUUCUCAUGAAACAGAGAGUGUUCAAAAAGAACGCAAUGAGAUUCAGGAAGAACUCAUUAUUGAGGCCUCUCCUGAACCUGCGUGUCCACAGAAGCACCAUUGGCGGGACAUUUCCUCACCAAAGCCUGAGGAGGACAAAGAGGAGGAAGAGGUUCCACAUCUGAACCUAGAAAUCAGCUCAGACAUGAACAUUCAUGAAACAGAGAGUGUUCAAACAAAGGUAGAUGAGACUCAGGAAGAACUCAUUAUUGAGGUUUCCCCUGAACCCGAGUUCCCGCAGGACCAAUCUUUGCUGGACAUUUCUUCACUAAAGCCUGAGGUGGACAAAGACAAGAGAGAGACUGGAGCAGAAGUUGCAUCUGCGAGCCCAGAAACCAGCCUCAUGGAGUCCAGGGAGACAGAUGAGACGAAGCUUGAGGUGGACAGAGAAGAGGAAGAGAGGUCCCAGAUAGAUUUCAUUAUCGAGGCCUCUCCUGAACCUCAGAGCCCCCAGCACCACCCUUGGCUGGACAUGGCCCCAACAAAGCCUGAGGUGGACAAAGACGAGAGAGAGACCAGAGCAGAAGUUGUAUCUGUGAGCCCAGAAACCAGCCUCAUGGAGUCCAGGGAGACAGAUGAGAUGAAGCCUGAGGUGGACAAAGAGGAGGUCUGUCCUCUGAGUGAAGAUGUGACUGAUAUUUCUGCACCAGCAUCUGUAGACAUCACAGAGGCUGGAGAUGUCCUUACAGAUCAGAGAAGGUCCUUAGAGAUGAUUGAAGCUGAUGUGGUCAGUGAAGAGGAUUUCCCCUGUCCUCCUCCAAUACUGGAGGGUCCAUCUGUGGCCAGCGUCCUUGUGCGAGCUCUGACGAACACCUGA
This is a messenger RNA of Knipowitschia caucasica, 1878 nucleotides long. The record is from the annotation of a GenBank genome assembly. NCBI's taxonomy places the organism in Eukaryota, Metazoa, Chordata, Actinopteri, Gobiiformes, Gobiidae.